Messenger RNA from Rotaria sp. Silwood1, 591 nucleotides. Lineage: Eukaryota; Metazoa; Rotifera; Eurotatoria; Philodinida; Philodinidae. The record is from the annotation of a GenBank genome assembly.
AUGCACUUUAUAGAACAAGAACAAUAUCCACGGCAACAAAACGAACGGAAAUUAGAAUCAGAUAACGAUUUAAAAGAUGAGAAGCUGGAUUUGGAAGGACUUACGUUUGAAAACAGAAGUUCGCCAAUACUGGAUUUAACAGGUUUUGUAUUAACUGAUCAAGAUAUCAAGAAUUUAGCUAACGCAUUACAAAACAACAAGACACUCACUACACUCAAAGUUCCUAGCAAUGAAAUUGGAGAUAAAGGAGUCGAAUAUCUGGCUGAUGCUUUACAAAAUAACAUGGCAUUAGUCGUACUCGACCUCAAUUUUAACAAAAUCGGAGAUGUAGGAGUUCAAUACCUAGCUGAUGCUGUAAACAAUAACAUGACACUUACCAAACUUGAUAUGGGAUCAAAUAAAAUUGGAGAGAAAGGAUGUCAAAAUUUAGCUAAUGCUUUACGAUAUAAUAGAGCAAAAGAUAUUUAUCUUCAUCCUGAACAAUUUUCAGUUGAAAAUAAUCUUUUAACACCAACGAUGAAAUCAAAACGAUCCGAAUUAGCAAAAUAUUUUCAAAAGCAAAUUGAUGAAAUGUACAAAUAUAUUGAAUAA